Messenger RNA from Exserohilum turcica Et28A, 2526 nucleotides. RefSeq lists its product as uncharacterized. Lineage: Eukaryota; Fungi; Ascomycota; Dothideomycetes; Pleosporales; Pleosporaceae. The record is from RefSeq and is a predicted model, not a curated record. The transcript has 2 exons. Gene Ontology annotation, biological process: L-lysine biosynthetic process. Gene Ontology annotation, molecular function: 4 iron, 4 sulfur cluster binding; homoaconitate hydratase activity. The coding region runs from base 1 to 2526 and encodes 841 amino acids.
AUGUCGCUACGGGCUGCGCGCCUGUUGGGCCGCAGGCACAUGGCACAGCCUCGAGCGAGCCUUGCUUUUGCCCUUGCUCCUCGCCCCUCGCCCCAGGCGCCCCGAUUCCAGGCGGCCCCAAGAGCCUUUUCCGCCAUUGCCGCUCGCCGUGAGGCCCAGGAUGUGUUUCCCUCGAUGAAGGAGAGCCCGGCCGCCAGCUUCCUCUCGGCGCUCAACGAGACCCCCAAGACGCCACAGACGCUCACCGAGAAGAUUGUCCAGCGACAUGCCGUGGGCGUGGCGCCAGGCAAGGUCCUUCGUUCUGGCGACUACGUGACGCUGCAGCCACACAAGUGCAUGACGCACGACAACUCGUGGCCUGUGGCGCUCAAGUUCAUGGGCAUUGGAGCCACCCAGAUCAGCGACCCCUCGCAGAUUGUCAUGACGCUCGACCACGAUGUCCAGAACAAGUCGGAGAAGAACCUGAAAAAGUACAGCCAGAUUGAGGAGUUUGCCAAGACCCAGAACGUCGUCUUCUAUCCUGCAGGGCGCGGCAUUGGACAUCAAAUCAUGGUCGAGGAGGGCUACGCCUGGCCGGGCACCCUCGCCGUGGCUUCUGAUAGCCAUUCUAACAUGUAUGGCGGUAUUGGGUGUCUGGGUACUCCGGUAGUGCGAACUGAUGCGGCGAGCAUCUGGGCAACGGGCAAGACGUGGUGGCAGAUUCCCCCCGUCGCAAAGGUCACGCUCAAUGGCAAGUUGCCCCAGGGCGUCACUGGCAAGGACGUCAUUGUUGCGCUGGCUGGGCUCUUCAACAAGGACGAGGUGCUCAACCACGCAAUUGAAUUCACAGGCACCGACGAGACUCUUGGCAGCAUCCCCAUCGACGACCGCCUAACCAUUGCCAACAUGACGACUGAAUGGGGUGCUCUGACUGGACUUUUCCCCAUCGACGCCACGCUCCACGGCUGGCUCCGCGCCAGGGCUACACUAGCAGCCAUGGGCGAAGGCCAGGCCAAGGACCACCACCGGCAACAGUUUAUUCACGAGCGCAUUGACAAACUGUUUACUGCUACAGGUAUCGUUGGUGAGCAGAUGGGCCACAUCUUCAAGCCUGCGCUCGCUGCGGACAAGGGUGCCGUAUACGCCAAAGAGCUUUUCCUCGAUCUUUCUACUCUGUCGCCAUACGUCUCCGGCCCCAAUUCCGUCAAGGUUGCCGCUCCUUUGCUUGAGCUGCAGAGCCAGAAUAUCCCCAUCAACAAAGCCUACCUUGUAUCGUGCACAAAUUCCCGUGCCUCUGACCUCGCAGCCGCCGCCAAUGUGUUCAAGGAUGCUGCAGUGAAGAACAACGGCAAGAUCCCCAAGAUUCCCGACCACGUCAACUUCUACAUCGCUGCGGCAUCUAUUCCAGAGCAAAAGGCUGCAGAGGAGGCGGGCGAUUGGCAGGCUCUUCUAGAAGCAGGUGCUCAGCCGCUUCCCUCUGGUUGCGGGCCUUGCAUUGGCCUCGGUACUGGUCUUCUUGAGCCUGGCGAGGUCGGCAUCAGUGCAAGCAACCGCAACUUCAAGGGCCGCAUGGGCUCUCCCGAUGCCAAGGCUUACCUUGCCAGUCCCGAAGUCGUUGCAGCAAGUGCACUGUCUGGAAAGAUUUCUGGUCCCGGGUGGUACGAGGCUCCCGAAGGCUACGAGGGCGUCCGACGCGGAGAAGGCGAUGGCAUUCCCGCCGAAGAGCGCAUGAUGACCAUUGAGGACAUGCUUGAGAAGGCAAUCAAAGAUGCAGAGGCCGCCAUCGACACCUUCAGCACCGCUGAGUCGGAAGGGCAGUCUGUCAAUCCACCUGCAGCGGCAGGCUCAGAGGCCGAGACUUUGACCGAGAUCCUGCCGGGCUUUCCCGAGAAGAUUAGCGGCGAGAUUGUCUUCUGUGAUGCCGACAACAUCAACACGGAUGGCAUCUACCCUGGCAAAUACACAUACCAAGACGACGUAACGCGCGAGAAGAUGGCAGAGGUAUGCAUGGAGAACUACGACCCCAGCUUUGGCCAAGUCGCCAAGGCCGGCGAUGUCCUCGUGUCGGGCUUCAACUUUGGCUGUGGUAGCAGUCGUGAACAAGCCGCGACUGCCAUCCUGGCCAAGGGCAUCCCUCUGGUUGUUGCUGGGAGCUUUGGCAACAUCUUCAGCAGGAACAGUAUUAACAAUGCUUUGAUGGGCGUCGAGGUGCCCAAGCUAGCCAAUCGUCUCCGCGAGGUUUUCUCGUCAAAGGAUGCGUCUUCGUCGCAACAAACCAUGAAGGAGCCUUCAAACAAUAGCGAAUCGCUCGACUCGCCACCACCAGCGGCUGCUGCUCAGCCCAGCCAGGCUAAGCAGAUGACACGCCGCACAGGAUGGACCCUGGAAUGGGACGUCCGAAGAAGCACUGUUUCUGUCCAGGAGGGACCAAACGGCCCCAAGUGGAGCGUCAAGGUCGGUGAACUGCCACCCAACGUCCAAGAAAUCAUUGCUCUUGGUGGUCUGGAGAACUGGGUUAAGAAGGAAAUUGGCAGUCCUCCAUCGUAA